Gastrolobium bilobum is the source of this 1391-nucleotide messenger RNA. RefSeq lists its product as uncharacterized. Lineage: Eukaryota; Viridiplantae; Streptophyta; Magnoliopsida; Fabales; Fabaceae. Bases 150 to 1370 code for a protein of 406 amino acids. The record is from RefSeq and is a predicted model, not a curated record. The transcript has a single exon. Gene Ontology annotation, molecular function: protein binding.
CAUUCCUAAUAAUCCACCACUAUCUAGAAAAGAAGAAAAAAUAUGUAAAAUCAUUUGAUUAUGCGAAACUAACAUCAUCCACUAUAAAAUCAUUAACUAAAAUCCCUGAUCAUCCAUGUCCUUUCCCUCACUGCUCGAGAACUGAAAGCAUGGUUUUAUUUAAGCAAGCUUCAGUUUCAACUUUUUCUACACUCCUUCUUUGUCUUCUCUUGGUAGAUUGCCAGAUCCUUGAAAGUCCAUCACCAUUAGUCCCUGACAUUCUAAGCUUCAUAGACAAGAGGCUCGCUCAGGUCUUCCCAAUUAUUCAAACCUUCAAGAAAACAAUAACCUCAGACCCUUUUGGAAUAACUGCAACUUGGGUUGGUCCAAAUAUAUGCAACUACACAGGCUUCUACUGCGAUCACCCACCGGACAACAGCACAGCCACCACAAUCGCCUCCAUAGAUUUCAAUGGCUUUCACCUCGCCGCCCCCACCCUGGACGGUUUCAUCGAUCAAUUCCCUGACUUAGCUUUGUUCCAUGCAAACACCAACAAUUUCUCGGGCACCAUUUCACCAAAAAUAGCAAACCUCAAGUAUCUAUACGAACUUGAUGUAAGUAACAAUUUUCUCUCUGGGCUAUUUCCCAUCUCAAUCCUAAACAUUCCCACCUUGUCCUUUUUGGAUAUUAGGUACAACCUCUUCAUUGGUACGGUGCCGCCACAAAUAUUCAAGCAAUCCUUAGAUGUACUUUUCCUCAACAACAACAAUUUCAUGCUUACACUACCCAAAAAUUUAGGGGACACACCAGCACUUUAUCUCACUUUAGCAAACAACAAAUUCACUGGCCCCAUUCCUCGUAGCAUUAAAAGAGCCUCGUCCACGUUGAUCGAAGUGUUAUUCUUGAACAACUUCUUAACGGGUUGUCUUCCUUACGAAAUAGGGUUUUUGGGAAAUGCCACAGUGUUUGAUGCCAGUAGCAACCUCUUGACUGGGCCGUUACCAUGUUCGUUUGGAUGCUUGAAGAAGGUGGAACAGCUUAACCUGGCUAGGAACUUGUUGUACGGACAAGUUCCAGAAGUGGUGUGUGCUUUGGGGAAUUUGGUGAAUCUAUCGUUGUCCUAUAAUUACUUCACGCGAGUGGGGCCAUUGUGUAAGAAGCUGAUCAGAAGUGGUGUCGUUGAUGUGAGGAAGAACUGUAUUUUCGAUCUUCCAGAUCAGAGAUCAGUGGGGGAGUGUAUGGCGUUCUUCUUGAUCCCCAGAUCUUGUUUGCAACAUGCGUCGUUUAAUAUUAUACCAUGUGAGAUUCCUCCAUGGACGAAACCUCGGGCGAGAACUAAGAGGCAUUUGCUGUCAUAUUCUGCUCUUUCGAGAAACAGAGUAGUUUUGUAACUCAGAAUUGUGUAGUCUGUA